Molecule: messenger RNA, 396 nt
Organism: Volvox carteri f. nagariensis
Lineage: Eukaryota; Viridiplantae; Chlorophyta; Chlorophyceae; Chlamydomonadales; Volvocaceae
Exons: 5
Coding region: 1-396 (131 amino acids)
Source: RefSeq, a predicted model, not a curated record
AUGUUUGAGAGAGUUUAUGGUAUACUGUGGGCGGCUGGAUUGGCGCUUAUUGAGACGGAAUUCGAGUGGCUGAUGCAAUUCUGCCGCAUUAUGGAGUUCUGGACAGCGCGCGGCGUGUGUCAGGCCUUCCUCGCCGUCAUGACGCUGGAGCUGGUGCACAGCAGUGGCAAUAGCGACUUUGACAAAUCAGUACGAUUAUAUCGUACAGUCAGCGCAUUCUGUAUGUUGGGCUGCUCGGGGUUCUACGUCCUCGGAGGCAUGCUGUGCUUGGGGACCCUACGUAAUGCUCGCUACAAGCGGUUCGUUGAGCGGCUCCGAGUGGAGCGAGAUCUGGAGAGUCUGGACAAGCAGCGUGAGGAGCUUAACAGGCUGCUGGCGGCGUACACCAAGGAGUAG